CUCCCCAUUCCGCCACCGCAACAGACCCCGUCCCCUCGAGUUCCCCCACAACCCCGGAGCGCGCCGCCACGCCGAUGGCGUCCCCGCCGCCGCCGGAGCCAACGCCGGCCGCCGCGGCCGGGCUGGAAAGCAUGGAGGGGCUAGCCCUGGACACGGUCAUUUCAAAGGCCGGCCCGCGCCCCGCCGCGGCGCUCGCCUGCGCCAGCAAGCGCCUCCGCGCUGCCGUCGCCGACGACUCCCUCUGGCGCCGCUUCUGCGCCGACGACCUGGGCCUCGACGCGCCCGUCGACCCCGAGGGCCGGCCGCUCCCGUCCUUCCAGGUUGCAUAUAAAGUGUGGUUGGAGUCUUUUGGCAUGUACCCUUUAUCCUUGGUAAAGAGAGUGAAAGAAUUCUGGGGUUCUAUGAAAAAAUGGUUGUCUGAAAACUUUCCUGAGGCAGCCAAAACAUUGUGCAAAGGUGUUUCGGAAGCUCAAUUAAAGUCGGCAGAGGAUGAUCUUGGUUUCAAGCUCCCUAUGCCCACAAAGCUGCUGUAUCGCUUUUGCAAUGCUCAACUGCCUUUUAGUGAUAACGAUGAAGCAAAUGUACGCAGUUCCACUCAUGGAAUAAUUGGGGGCUAUGCGUUUUAUGAUUAUUGGGUAAAUGUGCAUUUAUCACCACUUGAGCAAAUAGUUGAAGAGACAAAACAGUUUUAUCGUGAGUUCCCUGAUGUCUUCAAUGGGCGCAAAUUCAUUAUAGUGGCGACAUCAUGGUUUCAUCCAAAAACAUUUAUCCUAAAUUGCUCAAAUGGUGAACUUUAUGUUGGCACAAACAACUUACCAGUAGGAGAAAUGCUUCCUUGUGUGCCUAAAGCAUUGGUAAAGCCAACUGAUACUGAUCUACCCCAAGAUGGAUUACUUCUGUGGCUGGAAGAGCAUCUCAGGCGUUUACAGAAUGGAAUGAUCAAGACCCGUAUGCUGUUGAAGUCAAGGUAUAUCAGCUUAUAUCCAGAAGCACCGCCAUUAUGUACUUCAGCCAUGACAAAUGGUGUUAAGGUGCGUGCAUCUGCUGUCUUUGUGCCAGAACAUCCUCAAACUCAGGGUCAUGAGCGAAGUUUGUUGUACACUUAUUCAAUUCGCAUGUCAGUUCCAGAGGCUUGCAUGCUAGGUGGUGUGUACUAUUCUUCCUGCCAGCUUCAUUCACGCCACUGGACCAUUCGAUCAAGGGACAGGGUUGUUUCUGUUGUUAGUGGGGAAGGUGUUAUUGGACAGUAUCCUGUGCUGUCACCUGGUCGGGAUGAGUUUGUCUAUGAGAGCUGCACGCCACUGCCCAAAGGGCCUGGAUCUGUGGAAGGCUCUUUUUCAUUUGUGCCUGGCAAGUUGAGCCGACCAGAAGGUAAGCCGUUCGAGGUUACAGUGGCGCCAUUCCCUCUGGAGGUGCCAGAGUACAUCUUCUGAUGUUCGUCGUGAGAAAUAAUGUAUCUGUAUGGUAGAUGCUUCUAUCAGACCUGGUACGUGCUUGGUGGAGCAAACUUUGUCUACUUGGUAUGAUCUUGUUGGGGUAAUGUAAGAUAUGGAACCGUGUGCUGUUACUUGAUGUGGCAAUCAUCAUUAGUCAAUAACCAUAGUGAUAUCAGCCUAGGAACCAGCAGAUGGGCCUCAGUUACCAGGAUCCUGAGUCUGUGCCGAGCUAGUGGGCUGGACUACAUAUGGUUAUGGAGGCAAAAUCUUGAGGCAUGGAAGCCCACGAGAAGGGGCCUCCUUGUGCUGCUCCACAUUGGGCCAUCCAUUAUAGGAAGGACCUGCGGACCACAUACAUAUUCGGCUAAGUUUUGCACCCAGAAUUCCAACUACAGUUUCUUCCUCAUCCCAGCUGACAGGGACAAUUAUAUACAUCUAGUACAACAGCUAGCCGGACAUUAUAUCUACCAAAUGGGGGGACUGUUGUACUUCGGUGACAAAAUAAAGCUGGUUUAGUUUGCGAGAUACUGAA
Molecule: messenger RNA, 1968 nt
Organism: Setaria italica (foxtail millet)
Lineage: Eukaryota; Viridiplantae; Streptophyta; Magnoliopsida; Poales; Poaceae
Product: F-box protein SKIP16
Exons: 5
Coding region: 75-1433 (452 amino acids)
Molecular function (GO): protein binding
Source: RefSeq, a predicted model, not a curated record